UUUUGAAAACCUCCAGUGAAGAAGCUUCCACAAAUUUAAUGGAAAAGGAUUUAUAUAUGUGUGAUCCAGGUACUGAAAAAUACCAAUAGGUUGUUUGCACACACUCAAGGUGUUAAGGCUGGGCCACUACUAUUAAAGAUGAUAAACAGUGGACAUACAGUACUACAAAGAUAUUUGCAGCAGCUGAUCCCUAUGGCAGCCAGGGGACUGUUGCACACGAAAAACUCACGUCUUUACAAUAUGAAUUGUUUCUGGAUGAUUAGAUUUUCAACAGAGAUUGUGCUCAGACCUGUGUCUUCUAGGCACUUCUAUCUGAAGACAGAGAGUGCUAAUACAGAGUCAUGCCAGGAGAAUGGCAUUCUAGUAAACAAUCUGACAUGCAUGGGAGUGGAUGUCAAAAUGGUGAGAAGGCGACAACCUGGAAUUCUGAAGAAGCUGAUCACAAAUGAAGAGGGCCUCAAAAGGUUUCUGCAAAGCAAAGGGGCUACUAAUGAAGUCAUUGCCAGCAUCAUCUCACGUUAUCCACGGGCCAUCACGCGUUCCUAUGAGUCUCUCGAAAAACGUUGGGAACUUUGGAGAAGUAUUUUGAUGACUGACUUGGAAAUUGUAAAUAUUCUGGGGCGUUCUCCUGAGUCCUUCUUUCGUUCCAGUAAUAACAUCAAUAUGGAGAAAAAUAUUACAUUUUUCUGUUCUCUUGGGCUAACCUCUAAACACCUUUGCAAUAUGUUGACCAGAGCACCUCGGGUGUUUUCUAACAGAGUGGAGCUGAAUAAGCAGAUGACUGACCUCCUGCAUGAGAUCUGUUUAUCUUUAGGUGGUGAAAACCCAAAUGAUUUUGUGAAGCACAUCAUUUCUAAAAAUGUCUUCAUUCUCCUGCGGAGCAGCAAGCAAGUGAGCGCAAACAUUGAGUUCCUGCAAUCAUCUUUCCAUCUGAGCAAUGAGGAAUUACUAGCUCUGCUACAUGGCAGUGGAGCUACCAUUUUGGACUUAUCUAAUGAAUAUAUCAAAAAAAACUUUACAAAUGCUAAAGAGAAGCUGUUAUCUCUUGGGUGCACUGAAAGAGAGGUGGAUGGAUUUUUCAUUAGCUAUCCACGAGUGCUCUUUCUUUCAUCCAAGACCCUCAGUGAUAAAAUAGAUUGCCUCUUGCAAGCAAAGGUUCACAUUAAACAAAUAGUUGAAACGUCUCACGUUCUGGCUGUAAGUAUCAGUACUAUAAGAAGCAAAGUCAAGGAACUGGAAAAAACUAGUUAUGACCUCAAAACCAAUGGAAUUGGCAUCCUUUGUUUAAGUAAAGAGAGAUUUGCAGCUAAAUUGGAAAAAUUACAUAGUGCACGGUGA
Messenger RNA from Emys orbicularis (European pond turtle), 1338 nucleotides. RefSeq names its product mitochondrial transcription termination factor 1 (gene MTERF1). Lineage: Eukaryota; Metazoa; Chordata; Testudines; Emydidae. Gene Ontology annotation, molecular function: double-stranded DNA binding. Bases 139 to 1338 code for a protein of 399 amino acids. Gene Ontology annotation, biological process: termination of mitochondrial transcription; regulation of DNA-templated transcription. Gene Ontology annotation, cellular component: mitochondrial matrix. The transcript is spliced from 3 exons. The record is from RefSeq and is a predicted model, not a curated record.